This is a messenger RNA of Miscanthus lutarioriparius, 378 nucleotides long. The record is from the annotation of a GenBank genome assembly. NCBI's taxonomy places the organism in Eukaryota, Viridiplantae, Streptophyta, Magnoliopsida, Poales, Poaceae.
AUGGCGAACCCGGCCGGAGUCGACCUUCGCAUGGCCGCCGCCAUGCUCGGACGACGACACGCCAUCGACCUCGCCAACCGACGCCGCCUCCGUGUCCGGGCCCAGCUGAUCACCAACGCCGCCGUCUUCCUCGUCUCCACAGCCGGGUCCAUCGUCAUCUACUACGGCGCCCCCAGCCCCUCUGGCGGUGGUAGUCGUACUCGUACCGGCGACGAGCCGGCGUACGCGCUCCUCGCGUUCCUGCUCUCCCUCCUCGGCAUAUGGCUCGUCCUGCUGGCUCUCGUCGCCGACCGCUUCCCUGCAGCGGCUACUCUCGGCGAGGCUAUCGCCAUGGCGCUGCGUGGCUACUUCGUCUUUGACGGCGGUAGAAAUGACUAA